GUUGGUUCCUCUGGAAGUCUACCCUGGUGGUCAAUAUUCAUAGCAUACACAUUACUGUUGCUAUGCAUCAUUUCUGGUUCAUUUUUCACACUUUUGUACUCGUUGGAAUGGGGACCUUCUCUCACUGUCAAAUGGAUGUCUUCGUUUUUUCUUGGAUCAACACAAAGUGCCAUCAUAAUCGACCCUGCAAAGGCAAUCAUACUCGCAGUCCUUCUAGUUUGUCUCUGUUCAGAGAAGAACAAGCGAAGUGAUUUUUACCUUCCACCUACCUCUGUAGUAGACAAACAACAAGAGUUCGCCGGUCAAGGACACUGUAACAGACGAGUAGCAGACUGUCCGUGUGAUGAACCAGAAACCAGAGCCCAGAAAAAGCGUCGUUACACACUACACAUGGAUCGGAAACUAAACAGAUUACUGAGGAGAUUCGUGUUUGGGGUUUUAUAUGCUUGCAUGGUUUUGCUCAUUGGUACACAGCAGAAGGUUUCCGAAGUGUAUGGGCAAAACAAGCACUUUAAAAACGUUUUGAAACCUACACAAGAGGUACACUAA
Mizuhopecten yessoensis (Yesso scallop) is the source of this 549-nucleotide messenger RNA. RefSeq lists its product as uncharacterized. The record is from RefSeq and is a predicted model, not a curated record. Lineage: Eukaryota; Metazoa; Mollusca; Bivalvia; Pectinida; Pectinidae. The coding region runs from base 136 to 549 and encodes 137 amino acids. The transcript is spliced from 3 exons.